This is a messenger RNA of Elephantulus edwardii (Cape elephant shrew), 15315 nucleotides long. It is a transcript of the gene PCLO, whose product is annotated as piccolo presynaptic cytomatrix protein. NCBI's taxonomy places the organism in Eukaryota, Metazoa, Chordata, Mammalia, Macroscelidea, Macroscelididae. The record is from RefSeq and is a predicted model, not a curated record. The coding region runs from base 1 to 15315 and encodes 5104 amino acids. Gene Ontology annotation, molecular function: protein binding; metal ion binding; structural constituent of presynaptic active zone. Gene Ontology annotation, biological process: presynaptic active zone assembly; protein localization to synapse. Gene Ontology annotation, cellular component: axon; cytoskeleton of presynaptic active zone; GABA-ergic synapse. The transcript has 26 exons.
AUGGGCAACGAGGCGAGCUUGGAAGGGGAAGGGCUCCCCGAAGGGCUGGCAGCGGCGGCAGCAGCGGCCGGAGAAGGGGCUGGCGGGGCGGGGAGCCACUUGCACACCCUGAUCCCAGCCGGCAUGGAGACGGAUCUGAGCCAGCUGAGCGAAGAGGAGAGGAGACAGAUCGCUGCUGUCAUGUCAAGGGCGCAGGGGCUGCCCAAGGGAAGAGUUCCCCCGGCCGCUGCGGAGCCGCCUUCCAUGCACAGAAAACAAGAAUUGGAUAGUAGUCACUCUCCAAAGCAAACAGGAAGACCGCCAGAUCCUGGGCGUCCAUCUCAGCCUGGUCUCAGUAAGAGUAGAACUACAGACACUUUUAGGUCGGAGCAGAAAUUGCCUGGAAGGAGUCCUUCCACUAUUAGCUUAAAAGAAUCAAAAUCCAGAACUGAUUUCAAGGAAGAGCACAAAUCAAGUAUGAUGCCUGGCUUCCUCUCAGAGGUUAACCCCUUAAGUGCUGUCUCCUCUGUUGUAAAUAAAUUCAACCCCUUUGAUUUGAUAUCAGACUCUGACACGUCCCAGGAAGAAACUGCCAAGAAACAAAAAGUAGCUCAGAAAGAACAAGGAAAACCUGAAGGAAUCGCAAAGCCUUCAUCACAACAGUCACCCAAGUCAGUUCCAAAGCAGCAAGGGCCUCAUAAGGGCCCACUUCAGCAGGAUGGCUCUCCCAGAUCUGCAUCUUCUCAGCAACCAGAAAAGAUGAAAUCACAACCUUCAGGAGCAGGCCCUAGUCUGGGACCUUCACACACACCUCAGACAGACCCAGCAAAAUUGCCACUUCAACGGGACUCAUCAAGACCUCAGACUAAACAGUCAGAUGUAGUCAGGGGAGAAUCGGCUAAACCCUCACUGCAAAGCCCAUCUAAACCACCUACGCAGCAAACAAGUUCUGGAAAACCUGCAGACCAGCAGCCUGGACCUACAAAACCCUUAUCUCAGCAACCAGAGUUGGUGAAGCCUCCACCUCAGCCACUGACAGCAAAGCCCCCAGCUCAACCACCUCCAUCAACAGCAAAGCCUUCUGCUCAACAGCCUGGACCAAAGCCUUCAGCCCAGCCCUUGGAGACUGCAAAGACUACAGCUCAACAGCCAGGUCCUGCAAAACCCCCUGCUCAACAGCCAGGACCUACAAAACCUCCUACUCAACAGCCAGGCCCUGCAAAACCCUCUACUCAACCGCCAGGACCUGCAAAGCCCCCCACUCAACAGCCAGGACCUGCAAAGCCCCCUACUCAACAGCCAGGACCUGCAAAGCCUGCCACUCAACAGCCAGGACCUGCAAAGCCCACCACUCAACAGCUUGGUCCUGCAAAACCUGUUGCUCAACCUCCAGGAUCUGCAAAACCCCCCACUGAACAGCCAGGCCUUACAAAAACCCCUGUUCAACAGCCCGGCCCAACAAAGACUCCUGCACAACAGCCAGGCCCAGCUAAGAGUCCUGCUCAACAACCAGGACCUGCAAAAUCCUCAUCUCAGCCGUCUGUAAAAUCAGGAAGCCAAACAGGAUUUGGGAAACCUCUGCAGCCUACAGCUUCUCCAUCUGCAGCACAGACUCCAGUACAAGACAUCUCUAAAACCAUCUGUCCUCUUUGCAAAACCACUGAACUUCUGUUGCAUGACCCAGGAAAGGCCAAUUUUAACACAUGCACUGAAUGUCAGACAACUGUCUGUAGUCUCUGUGGUUUUAAUCCCAAUCCACACUUAACCGAGAUAAAAGAAUGGCUCUGUUUAAACUGUCAGAUGCAGCGAGCUCUAGGUGGUGAUCUGGCUCAAAUGCCACCAUCACCGAAACCCAAACCGAAGACUGCCCCUGUUGCUUCAGCUCCAGCCGUGAGCAAACCAGCUCCACCAUCACAGCAGUCUUCCCCAAAGAAGGAUGCUGCAGCUAAACAGGACAUCUCAAAGCCUCCUGAAUCUAAAAAACCCCCACCACUAGUAAAACAACCAACCCUCCAUGGUUCUCCCACCCACGUGGCCAAGCAGCCUCCUGUAACGGAGCCCUCGGCCCAAGCAGCCCCUCCCAAAGAGCCUUCAGGUGCCCCUGAGCAGGCCAAGGCUCCUGUGGCUGAUGCUAAACCAAAGCAGCCCAAGGCGGUAAAGCCGGCUACAGACAGUGGACCUUCUUUGUCAGCAGCAGCAAAACCUGAAGCUCAGAGCUCCAAAGAGCCUUCACCAGCACCAGAGAAAGCAGCCCCUCCUCUGAAAACGGACUCAGCCAAACCUUCACAGAGUUUUCCACCAACAGGAGAAAGAGUCACCCCAUUGGAUUCUAAAACCAUACCUCGGCCUGCAUCAGAUUCAAAAAUUAUCUCACAUCCCGGGCCUAGUUCUGAGAGUAAAGGACAAAAACAAGCUGAUCCAACUCAAAAGAAGGAAGAUGCCAAGAAAGCACAAUCCAAGAUGAGUCCAAAGCCAGAUGCCAAGCCCACGCCAAAAGGGUCCCCAGGACCCACUGGUUCACGACCUACCACUGGCCAAACUCCUCCCACACCUCAGCAGCCUCCAAAGCCUCAGGAACAGUCGAGACGUUUCAGUCUGAACCUGGGAAGUAUCACUGAUGCACAGAAAUCACAGCCCACAACUCCUCAAGAAAGUGUCACUGGGAAACUCUUUGGGUUUGGAGCAUCCAUCUUCAGCCAGGCAUCAAAUUUAAUUUCUACAGCAGGACAGCCUGCAUCUCAUUCACAGAGUGGGACAGGGGCCCCAACAAAGCAAGCCCCUCCUCUUUCACAACCACCUCCUUCUCAGGGGCCCCCCAAACCCACAGGUCAGACACAAGCAGCGCCUGCAAAGGUCCUACCAGUGAAAAAGGAAACAAAAGCUUCAGCAACUGAAAAAUUAGAGCCCAAAGUUGAACAAGUCCCAGCAGUAAAAAGAACAGAAACCGAAAAAAGGCCACCGCCUACAAAGGAUAGUAAACCUGCGACUGCUGAACCACAGAAGGUUGCUGUUCCGUCUAAACUGGAGAAAACUCCCAGGACAGAUUCCCUUUGUCCUCUCUGCAAAACUGAACUCAACAUAGGCUCUAAGGACCCUCCUAACUUCAGUACUUGCACUGAAUGCAAAAAUCAAGUGUGUAAUCGGUGUGGAUUUAACCCCACCCCACAUUUGACUGAGAUUCAAGAAUGGCUGUGUUUAAAUUGUCAAACCCAAAGAGCGAUUUCAGGACAACUUGGAGACAUGGACAAAAUGUUGUCUUCACAGCCAGGACCCAAAGCACCGUCUGUGCCUGUGCCUCCAGAGCAGCCGUCCCAGAAAAAGGUGGCUCCUGCCCAGGCGAAAGAGAAAAAGAAGGAACAAGAAGUAAAAAGAGAUGCUGAAAAAGUCAUCCCGGAAAAGGUGAAGGAAGCACCUUCAACAGAAAAAACUCCCCCCAAAGUAACCACUGAUGAAAGACUAGAGACAAGUGACCUAGACAAAUUAAAAUCUUCAGCCCUAGAAGAAGAGAAGCCACCUCCUGAAGAAAAAAAGCCAGCCCUUGAAGAGAAAAAGAAACCCCCCUCAGAGGGAAAAAAGUCAGCCCCUGAAGAGAAAAAGCCGCCUUUUGAAGAAAAAGAGUCAACCCCUGAAGACAAACAGUUACUUCCAGAAGCAAAAGCACCAGAUCUACAGGGAGAGCAAGCACAAGACUUACUUCCAACCCAAGUACAAAUUGCUGAUGACAUGGUGCAAGACAAAGGCACUCCAAAGGUUGUACAAGAAGAGAAACCUCCACCGCCCAAGAUGGAAGAGUUACCAUCCAGUAAACCUCAGAGUUUGCUUAAAGAUGAUGAAACAACCCAAAAACUAAGGGAACAGACACAAGCAGUGAGCCCAGCCAAACCUGAUCAGGUGGAAUCUGGGAAAGAAAAACCAGAAAAGGAAGAUGACAAAUCAGACACCUCAAGUUCUCAGCAGCCGAAAAGCCCCCAAGGUCUGAGUGAUACAGGAUAUUCUUCUGAUGGAAUAUCAAGCUCACUUGGUGAAAUUCCAAGUCUUAUUCCAAGUGAUGAAAAGGAUUUGCUCAAGGGCCUCAAAAAGGACUCUUUUUCUCAAGAAAGCAGUCCUUCUAGCCCCUCAGAUUUGGCUAAGUUAGAGAGUACUGUCCUGUCAAUUUUGGAAGCUCAGUCUAGUACACUGGUUGAUGAAAAAUCUGAAAAGAAAUCAGAACCCCAUGGAGUUGCUCCAGAGCAACCUAGGGACCAACAGAAAAUUCAGACAUUUCCUGAAACACAGGAAAUUACUAUUUCUGAAGAGGCACUCAAAGAAAGUCAAGAAGAAAAGAAAGAUACUUUGAAAAAAGAUGGACAACAUGGCAUUCCUUCCAGAAAGGAUUAUAAGGAGAAGUUUGAGUUUGUUGAUGACAUAGCUACAAGGAGACAACCUUACGAUUCAGUUGAAGAGAGCAGUGAAAGUGAAAACUCACCUGUUCCCCAAAGGAAACGGAGGACAAGUGUUGGCUCAUCAAGCAGCGACGAGUAUAAACAAGAAGAUAGUCAGGGAUCAGGUGAAGAGGAAGACUUCAUUCGAAAGCAAAUCAUAGAAAUGAGUGCUGAUGAGGAUGCUUCAGGCUCUGAAGAUGAUGAGUUUAUUAGGAACCAGCUCAAAGAGCUCAGCAGUAGUAUAGACAUCCAAAAGAAGGAAGAAACAAAGGGGAAAGGAAAAGUGACACCAGGGAAACACAGGCGACUAACAAGGAAAAUCAGUGCGAGCUUUGAUGAUGAUGCCGGGAGACGCCAUUCAUGGCACGAUGAGGAUGAUGAGACCUUUGAUGACAGCCCCGAACUGAAAUACAGAGAAACCAAAAGCCAAGAGAGUGAAGAACUUGCAGUUGCUGGAGGCGGUGGGCUACGUCGAUUUAAAACGAUUGAACUCAACAGCACAAUAGCAGACAAAUAUACUGCCGAGACAUCACAGAAGAAAACCAUUUUGUAUUUUGAUGAAGAGCCAGAAUUAGAAAUGGAAAGCCUGACAGAUUCACCAGAAGACAGGUCAAGGGGAGAAGGCUCUUCUAGUCUUCAUGCUUCCAGCUUCACUCCUGGUACAUCCCCUACAUCGGUGUCUUCCCUUGAUGAAGACAGUGACAGUAGCCCAAGUCACAAAAAAGGCGAAAGCAAACAGCAACGCAAAGCCCGACACAGGUCUCAUGGUCCUCUCCUGCCUACUAUCGAAGAUUCCUCAGAGGAAGAAGAAUUGAGAGAAGAGGAGGAAUUAUUAAAAGAGCAAGAAAAGCAGCGGGAGUUAGAACAGCAACAAAGAAAGAGUUCUAGUAAAAAGUCAAAGAAAGAUAAAGAUGAGCUUCGAGCUCAGAGAAGGAGAGAAAGACCAAAGACACCUCCUAGCAAUCUCUCUCCCAUUGAAGAUGCUUCUCCAACUGAAGAAUUACGUCAGGCAGCAGAAAUGGAGGAGCUUCACCGGUCCUCCUGCUCUGAAUAUUCACCUAGCAUUGAAUCAGACCCAGAAGGUUUUGAAAUAAGCCCAGAAAAAAUAAUAGAAGUGCAGAAAGUGUAUAAAUUGCCGACAGCUGUGUCUUUAUACUCCCCAACAGAUGAGCAAUCUAUUAUGCAGAAAGAAGGUGGCCAAAAGGCAUUAAAAAGUGCUGAAGAGAUGUAUGAAGAAAUGAUACAGAAGUCUCACAAGUAUAAAGCUUUUCCAGCUGCAAGCGAACGAGAUGAAGUGUUUGAAAAAGAGCCUUUGUAUGGUGGGAUGUUAAUAGAGGAUUAUAUUUAUGAAUCUUUAGUAGAAGACACAUACAAUGGGUCAAUAGAUGGCAGUUUGCUAACAAGGCAGGAAGAAGAAAAUGGAUUUAUGCAGCAGAAAGGGAGAGAGCAAAAACUAAGACUUGCAGAGCAGAUUUAUGAAGACCCUAUGCAGAAAAUCACAGACCUUCAGAAAGAGUUCUAUGAGUUAGAGAGCUUACAUUCUGUUGUACCUCAAGAAGAUAUUGUUUCAAGCUCUUAUAUCAUCCCAGAGAGCCAUGAGAUAGUGGAUCUUGGAAGUAUGGUAACUUCUACUAGUGAAGAAAAAAAGUUAUUAGAUGCUGAUGCUGCAUAUGAAGAACUCAUGAAGAGGCAGCAGAUGCAGCUAAGUCCUGGAGCCAGUCCGAGCCAACUCCCCCUUGGGGAUGAUGCUGCAGAGUCCACUAUGGACUUUGACAGGGUACCUGAUGCAUCUUUGACGUCAAGCAUUCUCUCAGGUGCUUCGCUUACAGAUUCAACCAGCAGUGCAACACUCUCUAUUCCAGAUGUUAAAAUAACCCAACAUUUUUCAGCAGAAGAAAUUGAGGAUGAAUAUGUAACUGAUUAUACCAGAGAAAUUCAAGAAAUAAUUGCCCAUGAAUCAUUGAUUUUGACGUACUCAGAGCCCUCAGAAAGUGCUACAUCUGUCCCACCGUCUGACACGCCUUCUCUCACAUCAUCUGUUUCUUCAGUUUGUACCACAGAUAGUUCCUCCCCUAUUACUACCCUGGAUAGCAUAACGACGGUUUAUACAGAACCCCCAGAUAUAAUAACUAAAUUUGAGGAUUCUGAGGAAAUUUCUUCAUCAACUUAUUUUCCUGGAAGCAUCAUUGACUAUCCAGAAGAAAUAAGUGUAUCAUUAGACAGGGCUAUCACACCAGAUGAUAGGACCGGUGCUGAUCAUGUUGCGAUUUCUUUAUCUGCUAUUGAGCCUUUGGUCAUAGAGUCUGUAGCCUCUAAGCUUGAGGGACCUGUUGCUGACAUUGUUUCCAUGGACUUACCUGUAUCUGAAAAAGACUCAGCACAAAAAGCCAAGAAAGAAACUGGGAAUGGCAUUAUUCUAGAAGUCUUAGAAGCUUAUAGAGAUAAAAAGGAGGAAGCUGAAGCUGUAUUAGCAACAGCUUCCUUACCUGAAACUUUUUUUGAUCAUCAGCGUUCUCCUGCAAAAGCUUUUCCAGUGAAGGAGCAGGUCUCAGCCACAUGUUUUGUGUCUGGAGAAGUAUUUGACCAAGCAAAGCCUGUGUCUCCAUUACCACCUGACAGUCCUUCAGUUUUCACUCUUCCAACUAAAAUUCGCCCAUUUGUUCGAAGUUCUUCUUUGGACACAUCAGCCCAACCUCCACCACCCCCUCCUCCACCUCCACCCCCUCCUCCUCCACCUCCUCCUCCCCCACCCCUGCCUCCACCAACUUCUUCUAAACCAGUGACUUACCCUAAAAGAAAGGUACCAGUUACCACUUCAGGGACUCCAGCUCCUGCUGCUAUCCCUCUGGUUGAUGCUGUUGCUCCUGUAGAGAUCCAGGCUGUUCUGAAGAGUAAUGGGUCACCCAUAACAAAGAUUAGUACACCUGCACCUCCUCCUGUCCCUCCUAAGCCAUCUUCUAUUCCAUCUGGACUUGUAUUUACACACAGACCUGAACCAAGCAAACCUCCAAUCGCUCCUAAGCCAAUAGUUCCUCAACACCCAAUAACUACACAGAAAUCCGCAGAUACACCUCCCAAACCAAACGGUUUAUCUUUAACAUCAAAUAUGACAUUGAAUUUAGUGACUUCAGCAGAUUAUAAGUUGCCUUCCCCUACCUCCCCACUAUCUCCACACUCUAACAAGUCUUCACCAAGGUUUUCUAAAUCCCUUAUGGAAACUUACGUUGUCAUCACGUUGCCAUCUGAACCUGGGACUCCAACAGAUUCAAGUGGUCAAGCAAUUACGAGUUGGCCCCUAGGAUCACCACCCAAAGAUCUGGUUUCCAUUGAAUCAGUGUUUUCUGUAAUUCCUCCUGUGACAGCUUCAGCUAUUCCAGGUUCUUCACAGCAGAGCCCAUAUGUUGCAAGAGGUUUGGAGACAUUUUCUGCUGUCCCCAUCACAACACCAUCUUCAUUUCAACCUGUCCCAACUUCACUGACACAAUUUCCCACAACAGAAGUGCCCAAAGUUGAAGUUUCAUCAGCUAAAAGUAUAGUCUCUAGUGUUGGUCCCAGCAGUGUCACUAUAACAAUUCCUCAAGAACUUCUUGCUUUAGAUACUCUACAUUUAGAGAAGCAUCAGUAUAAGGAAAAUGGAAAAUUACACAUUGUGGGUGAUGUCAUUGAUUUGCGUACGGUACCAAAAGUGGAAACUAAAGGAACUGAAAAAUGUAUGGAUCUUUCUGCUUCCACGAUGGAUGUGAAAAGACAGACAACAUCAAGUGAUGUCUAUGGGAGACAGAUUAGUACUGUGCAGCCAUCCAUCAUAAACCUUAGUGCCACCUCAGCAGCGGUAACGCCAGUGUCCCUUGCUACAGAAACAGGGGCCAUUGUUACAUGCACAGCUAGUACAAGCUACACCACAGGCACCGAGAGCUUUAGGAGUAUAGAGCCUACAAUGACAACACCUCUCCAGCUGACCACAUCAAAGUACUCCGAGCCCCCCCACAGGAUGACAAGUGCCCAGGCUUUUCCCUCACUUAGGGAGGAAGCACCGAUCAACUUGUCUCUGAGUACUUCAGCACAUGCAGUGACACUGGCUGCUGCAAAACCUGUUACUGUACCUCCCGUUGGGGUUACAAAUGGCUGGACAGAUAGUGUCUCUUCCCAGGGAAUCCCCGAUGGGGAGGCUGUGGACCUCAGCACUACCAAGUCUCAUAGAACUGUCGUAACAGUGGAUGAAGCUACUUCAAGUGCAGUGACCAAAAUAAUAGAAGAUGAUGAAAAACCUGUUGAUCUGACUGCAGGACGAAGGGCUGUGUGCUGUGACGUGGUUUAUAAGUUCCCUUUCGGAAGAAGUUGCACAGCACAGCAGCCUGCGACCACUCUCCCAGAAGAUCGUUUUGGUUAUAGGGAUGACCACUAUCAGUAUGACCGGUCAGGGCCGUAUGGAUACAGAGGGAUUGGGGGAAUGAAACCGUCCAUGUCUGACACAAAUUUAGCAGAAGCUGGACAUUUUUUCUAUAAAAGUAAGAAUGCUUUUGAUUAUUCUGGAGGAACUGAUGCAGCAGUAGAUCUAACAUCAGGGAGAAUUACUGCAGGUGAGGUAAUGGAUUAUUCAAUCAAGACUACAGGUCAAUAUCCAGAAACACGACAAGUCAUUUCAGGUCUGGGCCUUAGCACCCCACAGUAUUCCACAGCAAGAAUGACUCCACCGCCUGGACCCCAGUAUUGUGUGGGGAGUGUUUUGAAGUCAUCUAACGGUGUUGUGUAUUCUUCGGUAGCAACUCCAGUACCUUCCACAUUUGCUAUCACCACACAGCCUGGCUCCAUUUUUAGCACCACUGUAAGGGAUUUGUCUGGAAUGCACGCAACUGAUGCAGUGGCUUCACUACCAGCCUUGCAACAGAGCCAGCCUCUGCCUAGAUCCUAUUUCCUAACAACUGGUUCAUCGGAAACGGACAUUACAGUAACUGGUACUGAUAUCAAUGCCAGCUUACAGACCAUCACCAUGGAGACUUUUACAACCGAGACAAUCGACUCUGUUCCCACUUUAACGACAGCAGCUGAGGUGUUUUCUGAAGGAGGGGAGGAUGAGAGUAGCCUUUUAAUUGUCCCUGACGAAGAUAAACAACAGCAGCAGUUAGAUUUAGAGCGGGAACUCUUGGAACUGGAGAAAAUCAAGCAGCAGCGCUUUGCCGAGGAACUGGAAUGGGAGCGCCAGGAAAUACAGAGGUUCCGGGAACAAGAAAAGAUCAUGGUCCAAAAAAAGCUGGAGGAGCUGCAGUCGAUGAAGCAGCACCUCCUCUACCAGCAGGAGGAAGAGCGACAGGCCCAGUUCAUGAUGAGGCAGGAGACAUUGGCUCAGCAACAGAUGCAGCUUGAACAGAUUCAACAGCUACAGCAGCAGCUUCACCAGCAGCUGGAGGAGCAAAAGAUUCGCCAGAUCUAUCAGUAUAACUAUGACCCGUCAGGAACUGUGUCUCCACAAACCACCACGGAGCAGGCAAUUUUGGAAGGCCAGUAUGCUUCCCCCGAAGGUGGCCAGUUUUGGGGAACAGAAGAAGCAGCCACUACAACGUCAGCUGUCGUGGCAAUUGAAAUCCCACAAAGCCAGGGAUGGUACACAGUUCAGUCGGAUGGUGUCACCCAGUACAUUGCCCCGCCUGGCAUCCUGAGUACUGUUUCAGAAAUACCUCUCACCGAUGUCGUUGUAAAAGAUGAAAAGCCACCCAAAAAGCGAAGUUCCGGAACCAAAGGCCGUGGACAGUAUGAUGAGAUGGGAGACAAUAUGGGAGAUGAUCCUCGAGCUUUUAAAAAGAUAGUGGACAGUGGCGUGCAAACCGAUGAUGAAGAUGCAGCAGAUAGGAGUUACGCGAGCAGGAGGAGGAGAACUAAAAAAAGUGUUGACACAAGUGUCCAAACUGAUGACGAAGAUCAGGAUGAAUGGGACAUGCCCAGUCGGUCAAGGAGGAAAACUCGUUCUGGGAAGUAUGGUGAAAGCACCACAGAGGCAGACAAGGCCAAACCGCUCUCCAAGGUCUCCAGCAUAGCCGUCCAGACAGUGGCGGAGAUAUCAGUGCAAACGGAGCCAGUCGGAACCAUAAGGACGCCUUCAAUACGAGCCAGAGUGGAUGCGAAGGUCGAAAUAAUCAAACAUAUUUCAGCACCUGAAAAGACUUACAAAGGGGGCAGCUUAGGGUGUCAAACAGAAGCAGAUUCAGACUCUACACAAAGUCCUCAGUAUCUGAGUGCUACCUCUCCCCCCAAAGACAAGAAGCGUCCAACUCCAUUAGAGAUUGGUUAUUCAUCUCACCUUCGAGCAGAUUCCACAGUACAGCUGGCUCCUUCCCCACCCAAAUCACCAAAAGUCCUUUAUUCGCCCAUCUCACCACUUUCACCAGGCAAAGCCUUAGACUCCGCCUUUGUACCUUAUGAAAAACCCCUAUCUGAUGAUAUAAGUCCACAGAAAGUACUGCAUCCCGACAUGGCUAAAGUUCCUCCUGCAAGUCCUAAAACAGCCAAGAUGAUGCAGCGUUCUAUGUCUGACCCCAAGCCUCUGAGUCCCACGGCGGACGAGAGCUCCAGGGCUCCUUUUCAGUAUACAGAAGGCUAUACGGCGAAAGGUUCUCAAACUAUGACAUCAUCAGGCACCCAGAAAAAAGUCAAGAGAACGCUGCCAAAUCCACCUCCUGAAGAGACGUCCACAGGAACUCAGUCCGCAUACAGCACCAUGGGAACCGCUUCCAGAAGAAGGAUCUGCAGAACCAAUACAAUGGCCCGAGCCAAGAUCCUUCAGGACAUAGACAGGGAGCUGGAUCUUGUAGAGAGGGAAUCAGCCAAACUUAGAAAGAAACAAGCGGAACUUGAUGAGGAAGAAAAGGAGAUUGAUGCCAAACUGCGGUACUUGGAAAUGGGUAUUAAUAGGAGGAAAGAGGCAUUAUUGAAGGAGAGAGAGAAGAGAGAGCGAGCUUAUCUCCAGGGGGUGGCUGAAGAUCGGGAUUACAUGUCUGACAGUGAAGUGAGCACCACCAGACCCACCCGAAUAGAAAGUCAGCAUGGCAUCGAGCGACCUAGGACUGCUCCUCAGACUGAAUUCAGCCAGUUUAUACCCCCACAAACCCAACCAGAAUCUCAGCUAGUACCUCCUACAAGUCCUUAUACACAAUACCAAUAUUCUUCCCCCGCUCUUCCUACUCAAGCACCAACUCCAUAUACCCAGCAAUCCCAAUUUCAACAACAAACUUUGUACCAUCAGCAAGUUUCACCUUAUCAGACUCAGCCAACCUUUCAAGCGGUGGCAACAAUGUCUUUCACACCCCAAGCUCAGCCUACACCAACCCCACAACCUUCUUAUCAGCUACCAUCACAGAUGAUGGUUAUACAGCAAAAGCCACGGCAAACCACAUUAUACUUGGAACCCAAGAUAACUUCCAACUAUGAGGUGAUUAGGAACCAACCUCUGAUGAUAGCACCUGUUUCUACUGAUAACACCUAUGCUGUUUCCCACCUUGGCAGUAAAUACAAUAGCUUAGACUUGAGAAUAGGUUUGGAGGAAAGAAGUAGCAUGGCCAGCAGCCCAAUAUCAAGCAUAUCCGCUGAUUCAUUCUAUGCAGAUAUUGAUCAUCACACUCCACGAAAUUAUGUUUUAAUUGAUGACAUUGGAGAGAUAACGAAAGGAACAGCAGCACUGAGCACUGCAUUUAGCCUUCAUGAUAAAGAUCUGUCAAAAACAGACCGUCUCUUAAGAACCACAGAGACACGUAGAUCCCAAGAAGUGACGGAUUUCCUAGCACCCUUACAGACUUCCUCCAGAUUGCAUAGUUACAUAAAAGCAGAGGAAGACCCAAUGGAGGAUCCUUAUGAACUAAAACUUCUGAAACAUCAAAUAAAGCAAGAAUUCCGUAGAGGAGCAGAGAGUUUAGACCAUCUUGCUGGACUUUCCCAUUAUUACCAUGCUGAUACUAGCUAUCGACAUUUUCCAAAAUCUGAAAAAUACAGCAUCAGUAGACUCACACUUGAAAAGCAAGCAGCAAAACAACUUCCAGCAGCCAUACUCUACCAAAAACAGUCAAAGCAUAAGAAAUCAUUAAUAGACCCCAAAAUGUCAAAAUUUUCACCUAUUCAGGAAAGUAGAGAUCUUGAACCUGAUUAUUCCAGCUAUAUGACUUCUAGCACUUCAUCUAUUGGUGGUAUUUCUUCCAGGGCAAGACUUCUUCAAGAUGAUAUUACUUUUGGCCUCAGAAAGAAUAUUACAGACCAACAAAAAUUUAUGGGCUCAUCCCUUGGGUCAGGCCUGGGCACCUUAGGAAGUACCAUACGGUCAGCUCUACAGGAUGAAGCAGAUAAGCCGUAUAGUAGUGGCAGCAGGUCCAGACCUUCCUCUAGGCCUUCUUCUGUCUAUGGGCUUGAUUUAUCAAUUAAAAGAGAUUCUUCCAGCUCUUCUCUAAGACUAAAAGCUCAGGAAGCUGAAGCUCUGGAUGUGUCCUUUAGUCAUGGAUCCUCCUCUGGCAGAACUAAGCCUACCAGUUUGCCAAUUAGCCAGAGUAGAGGAAGAAUACCAAUUGUGGCUCAGAACUCUGAAGAAGAAAGUCCGCUGAGUCCUGUUGGCCAGCCAAUGGGCAUGGCCAGGGCUGCAGCUGGGCCCCUACCACCAAUAUCUGCAGACACCAGGGAUCAAUUUGGAUCAAGUCACUCACUGCCUGAAGUUCAGCAACAUAUGAGAGAAGAAUCACGGACUCGAGGUUAUGACCGUGACAUAGCGUUCAUCAUGGAUGACUUCCAGCAUGCUAUGUCAGACAGUGAAGCUUAUCACCUUCGCCGUGAGGAAACAGAUUGGUUUGACAAACCCAGGGAGUCUCGUUUGGAAAAUGGACAUGGUUUAGACCGAAAAUUACCAGAAAGAUUAGUCCACUCUAGACCACUCAGUCAACAUCAAGAGCAAAUUCUACAGAUGAAUGGGAAGACUAUGCAGUACAUCUUUCCUCAUGCAAGGAUAAAAAUAGCAAGAGACUCUAAGGAUCACACAGUGUCAGGGAAUGGAUUAGGAAUCAGAAUUGUCGGUGGUAAAGAAAUUCCUGGACACAGCGGAGAAAUUGGAGCCUAUAUUGCCAAGAUUCUUCCUGGAGGGAUUGCAGAACAAACAGGGAAGCUUAUGGAAGGGAUGCAAGUAUUGGAAUGGAAUGGAAUUCCUUUGACUUCUAAAACAUAUGAAGAAGUACAAAGUAUAAUUAAUCAGCAAAGUGGGGAAGCAGAAAUAUGUGUAAGACUGGACCUCAAUAUGCUAUCAGAUUCUGAAAAUUCCCAGCACCUGGAGCUUCAUGAACCCCCAAAAGCUGUGGAUAAAGCGAAAUCUCCAGGGGUGGAUCCUAAGCAAUUGGCAGCGGAACUCCAGAAGGUUUCUCUCCAACAGUCGCCGCUUGUUCUGUCAUCCGUCGUUGAGAAAGGACCGCAUGUCCACUCGGGACCUACAUCAGCAGGGUCCAGUUCUGUUCCCAGCCCGGGCCAACCAGGGUCACCCUCAGUGAGCAAAAAGAAACACAGCAGCAGCAAGCCCGCUGAUGCAACAAAGGUUGUAUCUCAUCCAAUUACAGGGGAAAUUCAGCUUCAAAUCAACUAUGAUCUUGGAAAUCUCAUAAUACACAUUCUCCAAGCAAGAAACCUUGUUCCUCGAGAUAACAACGGCUAUUCUGACCCUUUUGUGAAAGUGUAUCUUCUUCCAGGGAGAGGUCAAGUCAUGGUUGUCCAGAAUGCAAGUGCUGAGUACAAGAGAAGGACUAAAUACGUUCAGAAAAGUCUUAAUCCUGAGUGGAAUCAAACAGUAAUUUAUAAAAGUAUUUCUAUGGAACAGCUUAAGAAGAAAACAUUGGAAGUGACAGUCUGGGAUUAUGAUAGAUUUUCUUCCAAUGACUUUCUUGGUGAGGUAUUGAUUGAUUUAUCUAGCACAUCUCACCUCGAUAACACUCCUAGGUGGUAUCCUCUCAAAGAACAGACUGAAAGCAUUGAUCAUGGCAAGCCUCAUUCCAGUCAGAGCAGCCAGCAAUCCCCCAAGCCCUCCGUCAUCAAAAGCAGAAGCCACGGUAUCUUCCCUGACCCAUCCAAGGACAUGCAGGUUCCCACCAUUGAGAAAUCCCACAGCAGCCCUGGUAGCUCCAAGUCGUCCUCUGAAGGCCAUCUCCGCUCUCACGGACCGUCGCGCAGUCAAAGCAAAACCAGCGUCACACAGGCGCACCUGGAAGAUGCUGGGGCCGCCAUCGCUGCGGCCGAAGCUGCCGUGCAACAACUCCGCCUGCAACCAACAAAGCCUCCCACCCAGCGACCUGCAGAAAGCUCCGUGUCCACCGGCUCUUCGGGCAGCAGCCUUGGCAGUGGAUAUAGCGUGGAUAGUGAAGGACGCAGCAGCGCUGCAGGCGACACUAAUCUAUUUCCUAUUCCAAGGAUAGGAAAGAUGGGUCAGAAUGGGCAAGAGCCUGUAAAACAGCCGGGAGUGGGAGUAGGACUAACAGAUGCUGAAGUAAAAACACAGGUAAUGGGUGAAAUAAAGAUUGCAUUGAAGAAGGAAAUGAAGACAGAUGGUGAACAGCUGAUAGUUGAAAUUCUCCAAUGCAGAAAUAUCACUUACAAAUUUAAAUCUCCUGACCACUUACCAGAUUUAUAUGUGAAAAUAUACGUUUUGAACAUUUCUACCCAAAAAAAAGUGAUCAAGAAAAAAACUCGAGUAUGUAGACAUGAUCGAGAGCCUUCCUUCAAUGAAACUUUUAGAUUCAGCCUAAGUCCUGCUGGUCAUUCUCUUCAGAUUUUGCUUUUCUCCAAUGGAGGAAAGUUUAUGAAGAAAACUUUGAUUGGUGAAGCCUGUAUCUGGCUUGACAAAGUGGAUCUAAGGAAAAGAAUAGUCAACUGGCACAAACUUUUGGUCAGCCCAACUCAAACCCACUGA